AUGGUUAAUCCUGUGCUCAUUGAUACAUGUCAAAAAUGUCAAGAAGCAGUGGCUGAGCUUUUCCAGGAGUCAGAAGUGGCCAUCGACAUUGAGGGUGUCGACUUGAGCCGUGCCGGCCAAGUGUGCUUGAUCCAGAUGUGUGGUGCCUCCAUGGACAAGGUCUUUCUGUUCGACAUCCACCAGAUGCAGGAUAAAGCCUUCGAAGAGGGUGGCUUGAAGCAACUCUUGGAGUCACCUGACAUUUUGAAGGUCUUCUACGAUGUGCGUGCAGACAAUGAUGCUUUGUUCCACCUACAUGGGAUUCAAGUGCAAGCUUCCUACGAUGUUCAAGUUUUAUGGCACUUGAAAUUUCAGCACCCCGAAGACAUCCACUUGCAGGGGCUGAAAAAGAUCUUGGCCGUUUUCUUGGAUGAGACCAAAGUCCUCACAAGGGCUCAGAUUGCAAAGAUGGAUGCCAUCAAGGAAGAGGGGCAGAAGUUGUUCGCGCCUGAGCAAGGAGGAAGUUAUGAAUUUUUGGAAGAUGAGGCCUUUGCGACCCAUCCUUGUGCAAUAUGCAGCCAUGGAUGUGAAGUUUUUGUUAGACAUGAAGAGGCACUGGACUCCCCAAGAUGCAGAUGUCGCAAAGAAGCUUGA
Molecule: messenger RNA, 633 nt
Organism: Symbiodinium pilosum
Lineage: Eukaryota; Dinophyceae; Suessiales; Symbiodiniaceae
Source: the annotation of a GenBank genome assembly